Messenger RNA from Lodderomyces elongisporus, 759 nucleotides. RefSeq names its product copper chaperone (gene CCS1). Gene Ontology annotation, cellular component: cytoplasm. Bases 1 to 759 code for a protein of 252 amino acids. The record is from RefSeq and is a predicted model, not a curated record. Gene Ontology annotation, molecular function: copper ion binding; superoxide dismutase copper chaperone activity. Gene Ontology annotation, biological process: superoxide metabolic process. The transcript has a single exon. Lineage: Eukaryota; Fungi; Ascomycota; Pichiomycetes; Serinales; Debaryomycetaceae.
AUGACUGCGAGCCCUUUUGAAAUAAUUUUUGCUGUGCCAAUGGAAUGCAAAGCCUGUGUUGACUCCAUUGCACAAGCACUUUCUCCGCUUGACGGAAUCACCAAAUUUGAUAUAAAUUUAGACCGCAAUCUUGUCAUUACUGAAGGCACACUACCUCCAAGUGCAAUUGCGAGAGCUAUUCAGGAAACAGGAAGAGAUGCGAUUAUACGAGGCACGGGCAAACCAGACACUGCCGGCGUCUGUAUUUUGGAGUCAUUUGACCCUAAGGAUAUCAAACAACCAGUUAAGGGAUUGGCUCGUAUUGUGCAAGUGUCGAGCGAGGAUAGCAUUAUUGAUCUCACGGUGAACGGCUUACCUCGAGGAACUUAUUACCCUUCGAUUCGAGCUACUGGCAACCUUUCUCGUGGUGCUUUAUCCACGGGCUCAUUAUUCUACAAGUUGGACCCAAUCAAUGUUGACGAGCCGGCUAACCAACUGACUACAAUCAACUCUAUUGGCGCUGUUACCAUUAGCAAUAAUAAGGAAGGGGAAUUUUUUUCCGGCCAAUCAUUCCUACAUGCCAAGUUGAAUGUUCCUGAGCUAAUAGGGAGAAGUAUUAUCUUGUCAAAAUUGGAGAAUGAAAUCUCACCUGACUCCUUGUGUGGUGUAAUUGCUAGAUCUGCAGGUGCAUGGGAAAAUGAUAAGCAAAUAUGUAGCUGUAGCGGAAAGACUGUAUGGCAAGAGAGAACAGAUGCCAGAUCCAGAGGUGUUGCAGUUUAG